AUGUGCAGGAAAGGUCUAGUAGAAUUAUUUGACAGAUUGGAAGCUGGAGAGCUUCAAGAAAGUUCUUUAUUGGUUAUGGUCUUUGGACUUGCAGAGGGCAUGGAGUUCACAGAGAAGGAUUUGGCUUCGGAUGAAAGCCUGUCGGAUUUAUACGAUAGGUGGAGGAGCCACCACACAGUUUCUCGGGAUCUGACUGAGAAAAAAAGGCGUUUCAACGUUUUCAAGGCGAACGUGCUGCACAUUCACAAGGUGAACCAGAUGGACAGGCCUUACAAGUUGAAACUCAACAAGUUUGCUGAUAUGACCAGCCACGAAUUCAGAAAGUUUUACAGUUCUAAGAUCAAACACCAUAGGAUGCUUCAUGGUAGUCGAGCCAGAACCGGAUUUAUGCACGAAAAAACUGAAAAUCUGCCGUCUUCUGUUGAUUGGAGAAAGCAAGGCGCCGUCACUGGUGUUAAGGAUCAAGGCAAAUGCGGUAGUUGUUGGGCAUUUUCAGCUGUAGUUGGAGUUGAAGGGAUCAACAAAAUUAAAACUGGUCAAUUAAUCUCUUUAUCAGAGCAAGAGUUAGUUGAUUGUGAAAAGGAUAAUGAAGGCUGCAACGGAGGACUCAUGGAACACGCAUUCGAGUUCAUCAAGAAACAAGGUGGCUUAACAACUGAAAGAAUAUAUCCUUACAAAGCCAGAGAUGGGAACUGUGAUUCAAACAAGAUGAACUCUCCAGCUGUCAGGAUUGAUGGGUACGAAAUGGUACCUGAGCAUGACGAAAAUGCCUUGAUGAAAGCUGUUGCAAAUCAGCCUGUUUCUGUUGCAAUUGAUGCUGGUGGUUCCGACAUGCAAUUCUACUCCGAGGGAGUGUUCAAUGGAAAUUGUGGGAUGGAGCUAGACCAUGGGGUGGCAGCUGUGGGCUAUGGAAAUACUCUUGAUGGUACGAAAUAUUGGAUAGUGAAGAAUUCAUGGGGACCGGACUGGGGAGAACAAGGCUACAUUAGGAUGCAACGUGAUGUCGAUGCAUCAGAAGGGCUAUGUGGCAUAGCCAUGGAGGCCUCAUACCCCAUCAAGUUAUCGACUGAUAACCCAACACCACCCAAGGAUGAACUCUAG
Messenger RNA from Fraxinus pennsylvanica, 1101 nucleotides. Lineage: Eukaryota; Viridiplantae; Streptophyta; Magnoliopsida; Lamiales; Oleaceae. The record is from the annotation of a GenBank genome assembly.